CUAAACACAGUCACGAUGAAGCUAGGCUCUGUCUUCAUGAGCUGGACACUCUACCUUUCUCCUGUGAUGCUCUGGGCAGCUCUGACGUUACUUGCUGCCAAUCUUGAGACUCUGCAGUGUGAUGGACCCAUCAGCACCAGGGAGAGCAGCUGCCACACUGAUGCUGACCCAAGAGACGAUGACUACGAAAUCAAAGCCUACACUUUCAGCGAACCCUUCCAUCUGAUUGUGUCCUACGACUGGCUGAUCCUCCAAAGUCCAUCCAACCACCUAUUUGAAGGGGACCCACUGGUUCUGCGCUGCCGAGCGUGGCAAGACUGGCCACUGACUCAGGUCACCUUCUACCGAGAUGGCUCAGCUCUGGGUCCCCCCGGGCCCAACAAGGACUUCUCCAUUGCCGCGGUGCAAAAGGCAGACAGUGGGCGCUACCACUGCAGUGGUGUCUUCAGGAGCCCUGGUCCUGGAAGUCCAGAGACAGCAGCUGCCGUGGCGAUCACAGUCCAAGAACUGUUUCCUGCCCCGGUUCUCCAAGCUGCACCUUCUGGGCCUCAAGACGGAAGCCUGAUGACCUUGAGCUGUCAGACAAAGCUGCCCCCGCAGAAGUCAGCCACCCGCCUCCUCUUCUCCUUCUACAAGGAUGGAAAGCCAAUGCGCAGCAGGGGCCGCUCCUCAGAAUUCCAGAUCCCCAUAACUGCAGAAGAGCACUCUGGGACCUACUGGUGUGAGGCAGCCACUGAGGACAACCAAGUUCAGAAGCAGAGCCCCCAGCUGGAGAUGAGGGUGCAUGCUCCCUCCGGCUCCGCUGCACCCCCCACCUUGAAUCCAGCUCCGCAGAAAUCAGCCGCUCCAGAAACUACUCCCACCGAGCCCCCUGGGCCUCCGCCUCCACAGCCAACCCCUGCUUCUGAGGAUUCGGGCUUCUCCUCUCCUCUGAGGGCUCCAGACCCCCAUCUGUAUCACCGGAUGGGCCUUCUUCUCCAGCACAUUCAGGAUGUGAGAGCUCUCCUCGGUCAUCUGGUCAUAGAGCUGAGGGACUUGUCUGGCCACCUGAAGCCCGGGGCCACAAAAGCUCCUGCAAAAUAA
Molecule: messenger RNA, 1083 nt
Organism: Lepus europaeus (European hare)
Lineage: Eukaryota; Metazoa; Chordata; Mammalia; Lagomorpha; Leporidae
Gene: FCRLA
Product: Fc receptor like A
Exons: 5
Coding region: 16-1083 (355 amino acids)
Biological process (GO): cell surface receptor signaling pathway
Molecular function (GO): transmembrane signaling receptor activity
Source: RefSeq, a predicted model, not a curated record